Homalodisca vitripennis (glassy-winged sharpshooter) is the source of this 1089-nucleotide messenger RNA. RefSeq lists its product as uncharacterized. The record is from RefSeq and is a predicted model, not a curated record. The transcript is spliced from 3 exons. NCBI's taxonomy places the organism in Eukaryota, Metazoa, Arthropoda, Insecta, Hemiptera, Cicadellidae. The coding region runs from base 160 to 639 and encodes 159 amino acids.
UGAGGUCAGUCAACCAGUUUUAAACAAUAGGACAUUAGUGUUUAUUAUCCCAUUAUAAACAUUGGAACAGUUUUAUUUUUAGGUGAUUGGAAAACGGCUUUAGAUAUACAGAAUAAAUCUGAGGAUGAAUACAACACAGUAUUGUGGAUUCGACCAGCUAUGGAAGAUCUAAUUUUUAUCAACAAGGCUGUAACAUCUCGUUCGCUUAAUGUCUUGGUUAGCGUUGGUUGUGGAAGCGGCUUUCUGGAGUGGCUCAUUCAUUCUGCUACAGGUCUAAAAGUAGUAGGAGUAGAAGUAGACCGUAACUGGUGGACAUCAUCUUACAUCAAAGUCUACAUACCUCUCAUUUACCAGGAAGAUAAACAGUGUGUGGAUAUUCUCCAAGACAGUGAUACUGCAGUUAUGUUUUGCUACUUUAAUAAUGGUCAUGCUUUCAACGAGUAUUUAAAUAAAUUUAAAGGUCCGUGUCUAAUAAUUGUAGGUCCAAAAUGCAACAGACAUACAAACCCACAUCCAUUCCAUCCUGUGUUUGAACGAGAUGAGUGGGCCCUCAGUGAUUAUAAGCAAAUACAAGACACAAACGAUUAUAUUGUGGUUUAUGACAGGAAACUUGAGUCUGUUGGAAGUUCUCCUUAUUAACAUUGCAUUGUUUUUAACCACUGCUAAGUUCCUAGCUAAAAUAAUUUAAUUUAAAUUUAACAAAGCCUCUUGUUUGUUUGGUCUAAAGAUUUGAGGGCACCCUUGUUGCUCAAGCUCGAAUCAUAAGUACAUGACGAAUCAUAAGUAUCAUGAUAUUAAUUUAUGACUGCAAAGUGUCUGUCAAGAUAAAAAAAACAUUGCAAAUCCUUAUAAAUAGUGAUGGAUUGUAACAAACUCCAUCUGGGACCACUAAUAUAAUAUUGUAAACUCUUAUCAAAAUUAAUAAGAAGAUAGAUGUUUAAUGUUUGUUAGAGCGUAAUGAACGAAUUUAGCAUUUAUUAUGAUAAUUAUUUAAAAUUGAUUGUUUUUAAUUGGGCUUUUAGCAAUUUUCAUAUACUGUGAAUGUAUUGUACAUUGUUUAAAACCAAUAAAAGAUUUAAAUCAAAAUUA